Anopheles merus is the source of this 744-nucleotide messenger RNA. RefSeq names its product mediator of RNA polymerase II transcription subunit 10 (gene MED10). Gene Ontology annotation, biological process: positive regulation of transcription by RNA polymerase II. Gene Ontology annotation, molecular function: transcription coregulator activity. Gene Ontology annotation, cellular component: mediator complex; chromatin. Bases 94 to 486 code for a protein of 130 amino acids. The record is from RefSeq and is a predicted model, not a curated record. The transcript has a single exon. Lineage: Eukaryota; Metazoa; Arthropoda; Insecta; Diptera; Culicidae.
UGAAAUCAAAACAUUCUUCACAAAUAAAUCCACCCGCGGUCGUACGGUUGCCCUUUUUUCUGCUUCGUCUCCGAAAAUACUUGCCCCUUCAAGAUGACUUCGCCGUUGGAAAACCUGGAAAAUCAUCUGGAAAUGUUCAUCGAGAACGUGCGCCAGAUCCGCAUCAUCGUGAGCGACUUCCAGCCCCAGGGCCAGAAUGUGCUGAACCAGAAGAUACAGUCGCUCGUGACCGGGCUGCAGGAGAUCGACAAGCUGAAGAACCAGAUCGACGUGAACGUGCCGCUGGAGGUGUUCGACUACAUCGACCAGGGGCGCAAUCCGCAGCUCUACACGAAGGACUGCAUCGAUAAGGCGCUCACGAAGAACGAGGAAGUGAAGGGCAAGAUUGACUCGUACCGCAAGUUCAAGAGCAACCUGAUGAAGGAGCUGAGCGAAACGUUCCCGGUGGAGAUCAGCAAGUACAAGGCAAUUCGGGGCGACGAAUAGUAGUAGCACUCGGUUUGAGAGACGGUUGGACAGUGCGUUCCGACGUCAAGGAGUGAUGAAAGUGUGUGGGAUGUAUGUCUGUAUGUGUGUGUCUGUGGUGGCAACCCCGCUUGGUGUACUAGACGGCACAGCGGGAGGAGAAAAAAUGGCUGGUAGCUGGUAUCGUAACAAACGAACUAUCUUAGGAUGUAACUGUUUAUAUUAAUACACGCGCGUAACUUACUAUGUACAACAAAAUAAAGUUUUUCUAAAAGCUUA